This is a messenger RNA of Harmonia axyridis, 2036 nucleotides long. RefSeq names its product serine/threonine-protein phosphatase alpha-2 isoform. Gene Ontology annotation, molecular function: protein serine/threonine phosphatase activity. The transcript is spliced from 7 exons. Lineage: Eukaryota; Metazoa; Arthropoda; Insecta; Coleoptera; Coccinellidae. Gene Ontology annotation, cellular component: nucleus; cytoplasm. The coding region runs from base 162 to 1145 and encodes 327 amino acids. The record is from RefSeq and is a predicted model, not a curated record.
UGUCAAAGUCAGCCGAAAGCGGUAUUACUUCUCCACAACUGAACAACAAAAGAACGGUAAACGUUAGUCUGCCUCCUAAAAAAAAUCUUCUAAAAUCCGAGCCAUCAUAUAAUAUUUCGUUAUACUAAGUGCAGAAAACAGCAAUUAUUUUCUCAAGGACAAUGGCUGAAGCAGAUAAAUUGAAUAUAGAUAGUAUUAUAGCCCGUCUUUUAGAAGUACGUGGAGCGAGACCUGGUAAAAACGUACAACUCACUGAAACCGAAAUUAAAGGAUUAUGUCUGAAAUCCAGGGAAAUAUUCUUAUCUCAACCGAUAUUAUUGGAGUUGGAAGCCCCUUUGAAAAUAUGCGGAGAUAUCCAUGGUCAAUACUAUGACCUGCUUCGUUUGUUUGAAUAUGGAGGCUUUCCACCAGAGUCCAAUUAUUUAUUUUUGGGAGAUUAUGUUGAUCGUGGAAAGCAAUCUCUAGAAACUAUCUGCCUGUUGCUUGCAUAUAAAAUUAAAUAUCCUGAGAACUUCUUCUUAUUACGUGGUAACCAUGAAUGCGCCUCAAUUAACAGAAUCUAUGGAUUUUAUGAUGAGUGUAAGAGAAGGUACAACAUUAAACUCUGGAAAACAUUCACUGAUUGUUUCAACUGUCUUCCAGUAGCUGCUAUUGUAGAUGAAAAAAUCUUUUGCUGUCAUGGAGGCCUGAGUCCCGACUUACAGUCAAUGGAGCAAAUUCGGAGAAUAAUGAGACCCACAGAUGUUCCUGACCAGGGCCUACUCUGUGAUUUGCUGUGGUCAGAUCCAGAUAAGGAUCAAAAUGGCUGGGGUGAGAACGACAGAGGUGUUAGUUUCACCUUUGGAGCAGAGGUUGUGAGCAAAUUUCUACACAAGCAUGACUUUGAUCUCAUUUGUCGAGCGCAUCAAGUUGUGGAAGAUGGUUAUGAAUUUUUCGCUAAAAGGCAGUUGGUAACACUUUUCAGCGCACCUAAUUAUUGCGGAGAAUUUGACAAUGCUGGAGCAAUGAUGUCAGUGGAUGAUACGCUGAUGUGCAGUUUUCAGAUCUUAAAGCCUGCAGACAAGAGGAAAUUCCAGUACAACACAAACUCUGGCCGACCUACAACGCCACCUCGUGGUGCGACUAACAAAAACAAAAAGAAGUGAAUUCUGUCUAUUUAUGAACUAGGUAUAAGUAAUGUAAAAAGUUUUAUUCAAAGUUUUAAAUACUAAUAUUGCAUAAACACCCAGACAUGUUUGUCACACAGGAAAAUUUCCUUGCAUGUUCUUGAACUUUUUUAGUUGAUUCUGAAGAGAAUAUGUUUGUAUCAUCCAGUGAUAAUUUUGAAACUUUAAUCUAGGCUUAUCAUUCCAAAGAAAGUUCUCUUGAAGAAGAGAAUUGACAAAAUUGGUUUGGUCUUGUUACCAAAAAAAAAAAAUCAGAAACUCUGUUAUUAUUUUAAUAUAAAUUUGUAAUAUUAGUAUUUAAGGUCUAAAAACAAACACAGACAGUAAAUGAAUUAAAAAUUUGAAUGCGCUGUUAUAUUGUUUUGUGCAAGUUUAAAUUUUUUUUCUAGAUGACAAAAAUAUGAUAGUAUUCAAAUUUUGUGCCAUUUUAUUGAUUUUCAGAUGGUUGACCCCAAUCGAAAAGUUGCUUUUUUUUUUUUUCAAGAGUUGUUACAAUUCGUUUGGAAUAGACUACAGUUCCUUUAGAUUAGAUUCCACGUCUGUAUGUUAGUACCAUCGUGUUCACAAUGAAUAAAAUGGCAGAUCCUGUCUACAUCCUAUUAAGGCGAGUUUACAUUUCCCGUUGAAAUUAAUUGUUUGUAAUAUUGUUUUUUCUCAGAGGUAUAUUCUGAUUUUUUUGGUUGAUAGAAUUGAAGGGCCUGAGAAUGUGGCGGGUUUUGUUUUCAUUUUUCCCAUUUCAUCUGUUUGUCAUUUUCCUUGAAGAAAAUCAAUAUUGGUGUUUAUUCACAUUUUACAAGAAUUUUUUGUAUAUAUGCGUUCAUAAUAUGAUUAUUUCGCAUUGGUCAAAUAAAUUUUAUCAUUUCAUCCAUU